UGUAGCCUCGGGACCUACCAUCAAUCAGCUUGAGCGAACGGUUCUAUUUCAGGUGGAAGCAUACUCAUUAUUCCCGAUUUAAAUCUGGUCUUUUCCCGAUGAUUACUGCGAGAAUUGUCGCUCGACGUGGCCUCGAACAAGACCAGUCCCGCGGAAUACAUCAUUGUCCUGGCUGGUGAGCAUCCCGCUGGAAGCAGAAAGGGAGGUGAGAGCUGUUGUGGUGAACUCAUUUGGGGGCCGGAGGGGGAUUAGGAAGAGAUCUAUGUGCGAAAUGAUGAGAUAUUGAAAAGUUUAUUCAAGAUAUAGUUAUUAUUAUCUAUGGAGACUAUUGCUUGAGCGAGACAAAGCGUAACUUAUACGGUUGUAGAAAGAACCGCAAUGUUCAAUUCCACUACCACUUAAUUUUCAGGUUCUUCUGUUUUUCACUAAGUUCAUCACCUUGAGGCGAAGUGUGCUGAUGAAGAUGGGUGCCUUUUAAUGUACUGGUUUAAUAUCUUGAACAGCCUCUUCUCCCUGUCCCUACUUUGGUAACCUCCCCUAAACUAGCUAGGGCUUAUGGAAAUAUUCCGGUUUCAGAUAAAAAAAUGUGUCAAUUUUGAAGGAAAGACAGUCGAGAUGAAGAGAAGUUCUAUUUUUGUGAUGUGUGGGAAGUGAUUAUCAACAUUCACCCUUAUUAUAUAUAUAUCACCCCUAUUAUCAACGGGGAUAUCCUUCCACCAGGUCAUUGCUGAGUAUUAGAGAUAAGAAAAUAUUAUUAUUGUUACUGAACACGUCUACAAACUACCUCAUCGGCAUCAAAGUAAUGCCUGUAAACUGCCCAAGGUUGAUAUAGUCUGAGGAAGAUUCAAAACUCAGUAUAUCUCUCUAGCAACACGCCCCUUCACUCUCCGCCCCUAUAUCGCUGCAUAUACCUAUAGGUAUGUAAGUAAGCACCUACAUCCUCCUAUGACCUUUGGGCUCCACAUUUCGGCCCAAGCCUAUUGAUACCCCACGAAUGGCUUUUCUCGAACCAGAGUCCUCCUCCCAAACAUUCUCUUUGCGCUGCUAUCCAAACGAGCAACACUUAUUAGGACUGUGUAUCAGGUCUAGUUGUUUUUCAUCGUACACCUGUCAGCCGAAUAUUUUACCGCGAUGUGAGCAUCCAGGCACCCCAAAUCGCGUCUUCUUCCCCCCUCGCAGUAUCGAGGCUCAGAGCUCAUAUUAACGUCAUUGCCCUAAGGCAGAAGAAGUUCGUGGGCAAAGUGAUGUCCUAUCACUAUGGAGGAAUCACAACGAGUCCCCUGGGCAGUGGGGAUUGGCUCGAGGCCUAUGGCCUGUACGCUACCGUUUGUGGAGCUUCAGCUAAGCGCGGCCCCAUCCAAAAGCUUACGCCAACUUCAUAUCUCCAAACCUCCUGGCAGGGGCUUCAGAAAUGUGAAUGGUGAGUUAAAACAUUGCAAUUCAAAGUGCUGUGGGAGUGUCCUUCUAGGCUCACGAUCUCCUGCCCAGCCGGGCUGCUACCGGUUUCGAUACCGACGAGGCCGAAUCCAUGUAGGCAGGACCCAAACAAGCUGUGAGGGACUGAGUUUCUCUGGCUGCUCAACAUGCUGAAUCGGGAGCAGCAAUCUUUUGGGGGUUGCAGUAAAUCCAGAGCAGGUUGAUCGAUGCAGCCCUUGAGGCGAGCUCAGGUAUCUGUGAAAAGUCAAGCUCCGACCUCGGCGUUUCCUGGAAACUUGAGGACGUGGAGGGAGGCUUGGCCGGGUGCGAGCAACGUUGUUGUCUCUAAGGGUGCCUUGCCAGGGCCUCCUCGCCUUGCAUCAGGCUCUGGCUCUAGUGCCAUGGGUGGCUUGAGGUACUGAUAUGACAUUAUUGGCAACAUUUAGUCGUGGCUGACGUGCAGAAAUUGUAUGCACAAUACAAACAGGAUUUGAGUAGAAUUCACCUCGCUCGAUGGCGUGGCACAGUUUUCAUGGACGGAUCGGAGGACAUGCGCAGUGUUUCGAAGCAGAACUGUUCGAGGAUGCUUAAUUAACUAGGUUAAUGGACCAGCAACUGCUCAAUACUGCCAACAGAAAAGCCGCUAGUCCCCUGCUGGGAAAUUUCCAACCACCUGGGCCUGGGGGGAGGUUAGAGUCUGAAGCGAUACGAUGUAACCGGGCCUGAAGCGUCGAGCGCCGCCCUGUUUCCGCUUCACAUAUAUUUGGUCAGGCAGUGAGGGAAAAGGAUUAUAUUCACGCCAAACGCCCAAUUCAUCCGGACUUCAACCCCGUUUGUUUCUUGGUGAGGCUUAUUUCUACUUGAGAAUUUCCUGGUUAAACGGUAGGGCAUGACCGCCAGUUGCUUGCUAGCCUGGGGCCUCACCCUCACCUGACAUAAUAUUAUUGAGGAACCCAGCAAAACACAACUACUAUUAACAAAGAAUGGCUAUCCCCAUCAACUGCUAAAUAAUGAGCGGGGUGCUGAAAAACCGGGAAAGAGUACGUGGGCGGAUGACAGAACGACAGCUGGUUGCCAGAUGUGAAAACACUCCGCAAAAAUCAAAUGGGUUUGCCUUCGGACAAAAUGGAUGAGCAGGAAAUAGGGCUGCCAUUUGAAGCGUCGAAGUCAAGCCUCACACGGAGGCUCAUGGAGCGCCAAUCCUUUGCGCCAAAUGCUAAUCUUGGAGGAAAUGCCACAGAGGAUUUACGACCUACAUAGUAUGCUGAACGUCUCCACAGUAGCUUUUGCCUUGCCAGCAAAAUGCUCCACAUCGAUUGAAGCCUCACGCCGGAAUAACUUUUGAUAGGUUUGGCGGGCCCGUUUUGUGCACGUACGCCCUAUCAAUGGGGUGGAUUGACUUGUUCGCGCCCUCCUCCCCUGGGGUUCAAAUCGUCACUCUAUACCUGCCUGGCCGCUGACAGUUUUUCCGGAAUACUGCUAGGAUGCCUUCUGUUGAUGAGCAGAGUCGGUUUUCUCGCCUUACUCGAUGAGUUGACGACUGAACUGACUUUCCAUCUUAUGAAAAUGCUUCCAUUUGCGACUUGAGGAAGGAGACUUUCUUGACUGCGGCCUUUUUCCCUAUUCUCAGAUCUCCCUGUCCCUCGUCCCUUGUUUCCUCCACCUUUUUUCUGUGCUCCUUUUCGCUUCUGGUCUUUGCUAUUGCAUCUCUGCGUAUUUUACUCAGUUUACUCAGUACCGAUUGAGCUGAUCUCGAUUUCCCAACACUACUUUGCGGUAUUGAUACACUUUGACCUGGUAUGAAAUCUUAGAACUCAUCAUUUGCUCCACAGAAUCGCCUACCCAAGCCAGGAACACUGAGCUGGCACCCCUAACAUGGCACUCAACCAUCAUUUGAGUUUAAAUUAUCCCGAUGCCGAUGUUUCCCAAAACCAGUAUGAUUUAGUUGAGCGGGGGAUCCAGGAACCGGUUCUUCCAUCGGAUCUAUCCCACGAUUUACGAGGCGUCCAACCCACUGAAAGCGAGAGCUAUGACUCGGAAUUCCUCACCUAUGCGCAACGUGACUCCAACCCCCCCAUUUCGUCUGGGUUAGGGGAGGUACAGGGUACACAACUCCGACGACUAGAGGAACAUUGGGAAGUCACUUUGAAACCUUCUCCAGCUGCUCCAAAUUUUGGGUCUGGCGCCACUACCGGAACAGCACAAUGUGCUGAGUCGCGAACAGCUGAACCUUGGGACCAAUGGAGCUACGAUUUUGACGCCAUGCUGUCCAUGUAUACUUCCGCAGAGAACCUUGAUACCAUCAACCCGGGAGCCUCAGAGUUUACAGGUGGUUUUGUGGCCUCAGACGGCGGUAUAAGAGAGUUAGAGGUUAGCUACUCACAUCAAGACCAAUCUGCAAGGUUUCUAACGGAGCCCGGUUAUCUACCGGACAAGUCGAAUUUGGUGCCGUCGCACCAAUAUAGUAGGAUUUCCUCUACCUGUCGUGAUGUCUGCGAUUUACUAGAGCAUUGUGGAGCCACGAACGACGCUCUCGUGAGAUACGAUUCUCAUGUUGCUUCUGGUUUGGUUGAGCAACAGGACACUCAGAUACCCAACAAUGGGCAGCAAGGUUUGGAUGUGUUGCCUGUUUCGUGUGAACCGAUGGACGGAAGGACAAACCUGCAAACUGCCAAUCCGAAUGAGCGCACGGGUGAUAUACAGGGUGACUCGAAGCAGAAAAGUUGCUGGCAAUGUCGGUUCAAACAUGAAAAGUGUGCCGGCGGGACCCCUUGUCGUAAUUGCGAAGACAUAAAGGGACGCAAAGGACCUUAUCGCUAUAUAGUCCCAUGUUUUAGAAAUGGGCUGGAAGAAUUUAGUGGCGCACUUUUUCCAGACACCCUGAGUGGUCAGAUAUUGCCCCAUAGUUGGCAUCCUGAGCAUAUAACUCACUUUCAAAAUAAUCCAUUCCCUGGAAGAUUUACUCUCCUGAUUAGUGUUGGGUUUGGCGAGCCUAUUCAGACCCGUGGAUGGAGGAUUGACGCACAGCGAGAAGUGCUCGUAAGGACACGAACAAUAAAAACCGACAAUGGAAGCUCAACCGUCGCUUCUGAAGAAGUCCUCCCGAUUCGUCCAGGGGGUAAGUUGAACGAUUUCUAUAACAACAUCAGAUCUUGGGUGCAUAAUAUGGUCCAAAGGCCAGAUUUAGGUUCCUGGAUUUCUGCAACUCAGAAGAACAAAAUUCACAGUCGUGCGAGCUGUCAGGUAUUGCUCGCGAUUUGCCGUUACUUUGUUGAGUGCGGAGCCGACGACUUCGCUCCACGGGCCUCGCUAGGGCUCUCUGCGGAGGAUCGAGAAUCUAGAGUCGAUCCUAACGCUACUCUGCGCCACGCUUUGAAAGCGGCUAUCCUUGCGACUGUACUUUCUACAUGCUUAAAGAUUGCCCCCGAGAGCUUCGAGAGUCUCCAGGAGAUCUUUCAAAUGCAUCCUGAUGAACUAUCUCGAAUGCGGACAAUACCACACUUAGUGAACAAAGCGUUUAAGCUUGCGGUUUAUAAAAUCGAGGAGUUCCACAUAUAUCAUGCACUUCUUGGGCUUGAUAAGCUGCUGGGCCAAAAAGGCAUACCAGAAGGUCAUGUAGGCUGCAUCGUUACUCUUCUCGCCACCGCAAUGAGUUCUACGCAACUUUCAUUAGUGGACCUUUGUCGCACGACACGGGGCACUGAUGGGGCCGUGGUGUUUGCGCAAGUAAAGCAUGAAAUCUCCGAACUGGAAUCUCUAUUUUCUAAACUAAGGUGCCUUUUCCACCGGCGAUGCAAAAUCGAACGCAUCAGGGAAGAACAACGAUAUAGAGGUCUAGACGUAAAAACUCAAAAAUUAGUGGAUAGCCUCUCGAAGGAAAUUCGUGCAUUAAAGGAGAAUACAAGUAAUAUGGACGACCUGGAGUUUGAAAGUAUGGAGCAUAUCCAGGACCUUGCACUUGGAAAUAGUGUACCGGGGGAUAUUGCUCAAUUCAACAGUGAUAGGUUAUUUUAUGGCCUAUGGGGUCCUUUGUUGCCCGAAAACUCCCGCAAACGCAAGAGUCGGAAUUAAGGGAACUUGGGAAUUCACAACCCAACUGAUUCCAAAAGAAAAUUACUGUAACCUCCGAUUCUAGGUGCAUUCAGCCUGAACGCCUGGCACAUCCCGUUUCCCUUUCCCUACGGCGAUGUAUUUGCAGUUUCCAACUGGAUGAGUACUCUGUAGACAGUAUUAGGAAGAGGGAUUCCUAUCCUAUCUUGCCGUUCUCCAAAUGUUGUUUUUAAAGGUGGCUUGGAUCGUUGCUGUCCGCCUUUCGUAAGUCGUGAUGUAAUGAGAGCUUUCUCGCCCCCUGUUUGUUUUGGACAUCUUGACUUUACACAGAUUGUCUGAAUAAUUUACCCGUCAGAUUUCUUGCUUUAUAGAUAGCCUCAUAAUGUAUAAUUGAGCAUUUUUGUUAUUGGAUAGAUAGUUAUGUUUGAGGGGGAGAAGAGCCGUCUGCUGUUCAAAGCGUCUAGCGUAUAGCGUCCUGCACUUCAAAGGAAUUACAUAGUAUUCAUCAUAAACAAAUAUAGACAGAAUACUAUAUUCUUGAGGAAAGGGUAGAUAUUCUGAAACACCACAUCUAAUCGAAAUAAUAAGACAGCACGCUGCCUGACGUACGCAUAGUACAUGUCAUAUGUAAAAAGAAAUGUCCAUCAU
Messenger RNA from Blastomyces dermatitidis ER-3, 6114 nucleotides. RefSeq lists its product as uncharacterized. The coding region runs from base 3292 to 5487 and encodes 731 amino acids. The transcript is spliced from 4 exons. The record is from RefSeq and is a predicted model, not a curated record. Gene Ontology annotation, biological process: regulation of DNA-templated transcription. NCBI's taxonomy places the organism in Eukaryota, Fungi, Ascomycota, Eurotiomycetes, Onygenales, Ajellomycetaceae. Gene Ontology annotation, molecular function: zinc ion binding; DNA-binding transcription factor activity, RNA polymerase II-specific.